AUGGCCUCUGAAUCGACAAAAUAUAGAGGUUACUGUCAUUGUGGGGGAUUUCGCUUCGAACUAACCGUCCCUGAAAUCAAGUCGGCCACCGCAUGCGAUUGUCGUCUUUGCAAGAAGAAGGGAUAUAUCUGGACUGUGCCGCCCAAAGGGAGUUACAAGGUAGUGCGAGACGAUGGCCACUUGCAGACGUACGAGUCCGCUUCCUUGAGGCACCAGUUCUGCGGCAGGUGCUCUACUGGUAUUUCGGGCGAACAUGUCGCUGGGCCGACAAAGGGUCAGAUGGCAAUAAACCUACUUGCUGUCCGUGAAGUCAACCCAUUUCAACUAGAGCAAGACACGACCGUCACACACGUAGAUGAGCCCGAGCACGCUCUCGAACCACGGCAGGAUUCCCCCCCGGAGCGCAAAACACACCAUCUCUUCUCCUGCCACUGCGGCCGAGUCCAAGCCCAACUACUCACCCCGGUAUCCGAACAACAAGUAAAGCAGGAUAACUGCAGUUCCUGCAUCAGGAAAGCCUACAUCGGCGUAUACCCUAAUAAAGACCAAGUUCGCAUCCACGGGAAAGAAUACACCAAAGCAUACAUGUACGGUAAAAAGUACGGGGCAGACCAUUUCUGCGCGACUUGCGGCGUGUUUGUGUUUGCGACCGUCAUUGGACCACCACUGAGUGUAUUCGACAACGUGCCGCCCGAGAGAAAGGAAUUCGUCAUGUCGGUGUAUCGCAAGAACAUCAACCUGUUGCCAUUGAAUAUGCGCUGUGUGGAGGGACUGGACAUUGCCUCUCUCAAUAUCGACAAGACCGACUACGGUGCAGAGGACUACGAGCUGCCCGAUGAAGGUGAUGUAACUGGCUGA
Messenger RNA from Metarhizium robertsii ARSEF 23, 858 nucleotides. RefSeq names its product glutathione-dependent formaldehyde-activating gfa. The record is from RefSeq and is a predicted model, not a curated record. Gene Ontology annotation, molecular function: carbon-sulfur lyase activity. The transcript is spliced from 4 exons. Lineage: Eukaryota; Fungi; Ascomycota; Sordariomycetes; Hypocreales; Clavicipitaceae. Bases 1 to 858 code for a protein of 285 amino acids.